Molecule: messenger RNA, 798 nt
Organism: Aspergillus campestris IBT 28561
Lineage: Eukaryota; Fungi; Ascomycota; Eurotiomycetes; Eurotiales; Aspergillaceae
Product: sterol desaturase family protein
Exons: 1
Coding region: 1-798 (265 amino acids)
Biological process (GO): ergosterol biosynthetic process
Molecular function (GO): C-4 methylsterol oxidase activity; iron ion binding
Source: RefSeq, a predicted model, not a curated record
AUGUCAACAAUUGGCAAGAUCGAGCAAACAUGGGCCUCGAUUUGCGCCCACUACAAGCCGGGCCAUAUUGAGAUCAUCGGUACCAUUGUUACUCAACUCAUCGGUUUCAUUUUCCCAGCAACUAUAUACCUUCUCAUCGACAGUCUAUGUCCUCACUUUUCGCGCAAACACAAGCUCCAAGGAGCCCAGCGCCAGCCAACGAAGACUCAAAUCCGGCACUGCAUCAAGAUAUCCCUACUCAACCAGCUCAUGAGCGUCGUCAUCCACGCAACAACCGUGCAGUUCCUGAUCGGACCCGAGCACAGCCUCCUAGACAUGAGCCCUACCCUUCCGUCCGUAUCGACGCUCAUCAGCGACUUCAUCUUCGGUUUGAUCGCUCGUGAAAUCUCCUUCUACUACGUGCACCGCACCCUGCAUCACCCCAGCAUCUACGCCCACAUCCACAAACUGCACCACCGGUACACGGCGCCAAUCAGCUUUGCGGCGCAGUAUGCCCAUCCGGUGGAGCACAUUCUAGCAAAUGUGCUCCCCGUCACCCUGCCGCUGACGCUGAAGGGGACACAUUUUUUGUCAUUGGCGGGCUUUACGCUUUUCGAACUCUGGCAGGCGGCUGCUGAUCAUAGCGGGUAUGAUUUUCUCAAGCUGCCUCCGGCUUCGAUCCAUGAUCUGCAUCAUGAGAAAUUUAGGGUUAAUUAUAGUCCGCUGGGUAUCAUGGACUGGAUUCAUGGGACGGAUGUGGUGGGGUGGGAUCGACCGCCUGUGAAGCGUGAUGAUAAGGGUGCAAUGAAGGGAGAAUAA